Culex quinquefasciatus (southern house mosquito) is the source of this 1595-nucleotide messenger RNA. RefSeq names its product prostaglandin reductase 1. Gene Ontology annotation, cellular component: cytoplasm. The transcript has 3 exons. Gene Ontology annotation, molecular function: 2-alkenal reductase [NAD(P)H] activity; 15-oxoprostaglandin 13-reductase [NAD(P)+] activity. The record is from RefSeq and is a predicted model, not a curated record. Gene Ontology annotation, biological process: prostaglandin metabolic process. The coding region runs from base 243 to 1238 and encodes 331 amino acids. Lineage: Eukaryota; Metazoa; Arthropoda; Insecta; Diptera; Culicidae.
UAUCUCGCGACACACCAAUACCAAAAUCUGCGUGAAGUUGUUAUUUUGAGUUGUUUGUUGAUGAAUUUCUUUUUUUUUAACUUUGUUUAUAUUUAUAUUAAAAUUUUAACAUUUCAUCUAAAAUUGCAAGAGAAGUUUGGUUUGCUGCGUUGAAAUCGAGGUUAAAUAUCUGGUCAAACUCAAAACGCAACCAGAUUUCGAUCGAGUUGGAAGCAAAUUUCUGCGCAACAAGUUAAAAAACGAUGGUUUACACGGCCAAAAAGUGGAUCUACGCGCGUGCCUUCGACGGCGAACCCAAGCUGGACGAUUUCCGCCUCGAAGAGGAAGUCAUGCCCGAGCUUCAGGAUGGAGAAUUCCUCGCCGAGGCCGAGUUUCUCAGCGUCGAUCCGUACAUGCGGAUCUACAUUCUGUCGUACCCGGUGGGUUCCGUCAUGAUCGGAGGGCAGGUAGCGCGCGUUCUGGAGAGUCGAAACGCGGGCUUUCCCGUGGGGGCGUACGUGUUUGGCCAGUUUGGUUGGCGCACGGUGUCGAUUUGUGAUCCGAGGGGGAUCACCGUGAGGAAGCCGUACGUGCUGCCGGAUUUUGGGGCGGGUGUUCCGCGAUCGGUGGGAAUUGGGGCUUGCGGAACGGUGGGGAAUUCGGCGUAUUUUGGAUUUUUGGAGAUUUGCAGGCCGAAGGUUGGGGAGACGGUUGUGGUGAGUGGGGCGGCCGGGGCCGUUGGGAGUCUUGUUGGGCAGAUCGGGAAGAUUAAGGGAUGCAGGGUGGUUGGGAUCGCCGGGACGGAUGAGAAGUGUGCGUGGUUGAGGGAGCUGGGGUUUGACGAAGCGAUCAACUAUAAAACGGCGGAUAUUGAGGCUGAGCUGGGGGUGGCGGCACCGGAAGGGGUGGACUGCUACUUUGACAACGUUGGAGGGAAGAUAUCGGAAAUGGUGAGGAAGCAGAUGCGGUCACGUGGCAGGAUUGCUGUUUGCGGGACGAUUUCGAUGUACAAUGGGAGUCCGACGCAGGUCGCGGAUCCGCAGCGGGAUUUUGUGUGGAAGGAACUGGUCCAGGAGGGGUUCAGCGUGCACCGUUGGACGGAUCGGUGGCUCGAGGGGAUCGGGCAGAACUUGAAGUGGAUCCAGGAGGGGAAGUUGAAGUACAGGGAAACUGUGACGGAGGGUUUUGAGAACAUGCCGAAGGCGUUUAUCGAGAUGAUGAAGGGAGGAAAUAUUGGGAAGGCCAUUGUAAAGGUUUGAUUCGCGGUUUUUUUUCAUAUUUCUAAACGAAAUAAACUUUCAAAAAUGAAUUUGAUUCCUAAAUCUAAAUAGGUCCAUUUCCCUUAGUAGAGUAGACUCGUAAAAAGCUUCAAAUUGGAGAGAGCUUUCACAAGAUUUGACACUUCAAAGUGAAACGUUUCGCUAUCAACCGCAAGAGGCGCUGUAGAAGAUCUGCUUCAUCUAGUAGCCACUGGAAUUCAAAGCCUGAAUGAAGGCUUGAGCAAACUUCAAAUUUUCGCCACGUGUCUAAUGAAAAAAAGUCUAGAUUUUUCAUUUUUAAAAUUCUUUGGUGAUUUUUACUAAAAUCGAAUAAAUUAAAAUUCUCACAGACAUUUA